AUGGCCGACUAUGGAGGCCAAGAAAGUAAUGUUCAUCCAUCUCAACAUCUUCCACUAGUCUUAGUUCUUGAGCCACCACCAGUCUUCAAAUUUCAUGGGGAUCAACUUUCAGAAAAGUUCCAAUUCUUGAAAGCAUGGGAAUCGCCUCUCCCUCUAGACCAAUUCUUGACCAUCCAUGCACAUUCAGUCCAAGCCCUUCUCUCGCCUGGCACACACCCAGUCACGUCUGACACAAUCCGGUUGCUGCCAUCUCUGGGGCUGAUUGUCACCACAAGUGUUGGUCUCAACCACAUUGAUCUGCCAGAGUGCCAAAGGCGUGGAAUUUCUAUAGCCAAUGCUGGAAACUUGUAUUCUGAAGAUGUCGCUGAUCUGGCUGUUGGCCUACUGAUUGACGUGCUAAGGAAAAUCUCUGCAGCUGAUCGGUAUAUAAGACGGCAGCUUUGGCCCAGAAAAGGAGAAUUUCCUCUUGGAUUCAAGUUAACAGGCAAACGAGUUGGAAUUGUUGGAUUGGGAAGCAUUGGCUUAGAAGUAGCAAAAAGGCUUGAUGCAUUUGGAUGCAAUAUCUUGUACAACUCCAGAAGGAAGAAGCCAUCCAUACAAUAUCCAUACUAUUCAAAUAUCUGUGAACUUGCAUCAAACUCUGAUGUUCUUAUAAUUUGUUGUGAAUUAACUGACAAAACCCAUCACAUGAUUAACAAGGAAGUUCUGCAAGCACUGGGGAAGGAAGGAGUCAUUGUUAACGUUGGACGUGGCGCUAUUAUAGAUGAACAGGAAAUGGUGGGGUGUUUGAUGCGGGGAGAGAUUGGAGGUGCUGGCUUGGAUGUGUAUGAGAAGGAGCCUGAUGUUCCAAAAGAACUCUGCGCGUUGGAUAAUGUUGUGCUGUCGCCACAUAGAGCUGUUCAUUCACAGGAAACUAUAAUGGCUUUGCGUGACCUUCUGGUGGGGAAUUUUGAAGCUUUCUUCUCAAAUAAACCCUUACUAACCCCAGUAACAAUGAAUGAGUGAUGAUCUCAAUUCUCAUGUAUGCUGGGUGUGGAGUGUUUGAUCAUUGAUGCAAUGAAGCCAUCAAUAGAAUUAUGAAUAAGAAAAGGGUUAUUGACUUUCUGGAUUUCUUGUUGAAUUAUUUGUUGUCUGACAUGUAUGAAAAUGAAGGUUACUUAUGUCAAUAGUUAA
Durio zibethinus is the source of this 1173-nucleotide messenger RNA. Its product is annotated as glyoxylate/hydroxypyruvate reductase HPR3-like. Gene Ontology annotation, cellular component: cytosol. Lineage: Eukaryota; Viridiplantae; Streptophyta; Magnoliopsida; Malvales; Malvaceae. The record is from RefSeq and is a predicted model, not a curated record. Gene Ontology annotation, molecular function: glyoxylate reductase (NADPH) activity; NAD binding; hydroxypyruvate reductase [NAD(P)H] activity.